Messenger RNA from Candida tropicalis MYA-3404, 747 nucleotides. RefSeq names its product putative monooxygenase. Lineage: Eukaryota; Fungi; Ascomycota; Pichiomycetes; Serinales; Debaryomycetaceae. Gene Ontology annotation, cellular component: mitochondrial inner membrane. Gene Ontology annotation, molecular function: 3-demethoxyubiquinol 3-hydroxylase activity. The transcript has a single exon. The record is from RefSeq and is a predicted model, not a curated record. Gene Ontology annotation, biological process: ubiquinone biosynthetic process. The coding region runs from base 1 to 747 and encodes 248 amino acids.
AUGCUUUCAAGAACAUCUACAUUGAGAUCUAUAAGACAAUUUUCAACCACAUCGUCAGUACUUACCAAGUCAACCAAGUCUACCAAGAAGACCAACCAUACCAAGAAACAAAAAGAUGAUAUAACUUAUGGACCACUUUCUGAAGCUCAAAAGGCAUUUUUAGAUCGAGUUAUUAGAGUAGAUCAAGCAGGAGAAUUAGGAGCCAAUUAUAUUUAUAUGGGACAAUAUUUUGUAUUAGCCAAUAAAUAUCCUCAUUUAAAACCAGUUUUAAAACAUAUGUGGGAACAAGAAAUUCAUCAUCAUAAUACAUUUAAUAGAUUACAAACAAAACGUAGAGUUAGACCAAGUUUAUUAACACCAUUUUGGAAAGUUGGAGCGGUUGGAAUGGGAGUAGGUACUGCAUUAAUUGGGAAAGAAGCAGCUAUGGCAUGUACUGUUGCUGUUGAAACUGUUAUUGGUGGACAUUAUAAUCAACAAUUAAGAGUAUUAAUGAAUCAAUAUAAUGUUGAUUUAUUUGAUAAAAAAUCAGGCGAAAAAAUUGAUAUAAAUGAAAUUGAUAAAGAUAUUAAAACAAGUGAUGAAUUAAAUGAUUUGAAAAAUAAAAUAAGUCAAUUUAGAGAUGAUGAAUUAGAACAUUUAGAUACUGCUCUUAAUCAUGAUGCUGAAAAAGCUGUUCCCUAUAUUGUUAUUACUGAAGCUAUUAAAUUGGUUUGUCGUGGUGCUAUCUGGGCUGCUGAAAGGAUCUAA